Molecule: messenger RNA, 2769 nt
Organism: Toxorhynchites rutilus septentrionalis
Lineage: Eukaryota; Metazoa; Arthropoda; Insecta; Diptera; Culicidae
Exons: 12
Coding region: 83-2335 (750 amino acids)
Source: RefSeq, a predicted model, not a curated record
AGUGGACUGGAGCACAGAACUGACGACAGCACGAGUCACAAGAUCGAAAUUCACAUUUCCACUGAUCGAUUCGGAGUCUGUGAUGGCAUUGGAGCAAUCGGUUCGUGACGAUUUCAAAACAAGAACGAAAUAUCUUAAGUUCCUGCGGCGCAUAAAGUCACCCAAAGAAGAUAUCGAGGAUGCUUUCGACAAGAUUUGCACCGAUGACGCAAUUUUCAGACGGUUCAGCUGGUCGCCUCCGAAAGCUUCCGAUCCAGCGCAGCAAAGAGAAUGCGUGCAAGAAUAUUCGAUUUUUACUGACUGCAUGUAUGUUAAACACAUCGUCAAAAUGCAGAACCGGAUACAGAGCCUCGUUGAGAUGAGUGCUGCUUGCCACAACAACCAGAGUGAACGUGCCAAACUCGACAGGCAAAUGGCAGAGCUGAAUCGCAAUCUGCAGGAAUUGCUCAAGGGUAUCAAGGGGCGAAGGAGGAAAGCUCCAUCGUUAUCUUACCGAGCGAAGGUGGAUGGGUUCUACUUUCCGUUGAGUACGAUCCAGGAUAUCGAACGGCUGGAGGAAGCCGUGAGGAGCGACCUCGUGGUGCACGAUCAAUAUGUGGAGUACUUGACGGUGAAGAAGCCGUUGAAUAUGGAUGUGGCAAAUUUUUUCUCGUGUCUCUUCACGGAUGAUGCUUUGAUUGGCUAUAAUUACUCCGGAGCGAACAACGUUGGGGAACUAAAGUUACCGAUGAGAAAUUAUAAUAUUUUUACCGAUUGUAUGAUAGAGGCUUGGGGUGAACAGGGGCUAACGCACGAUUCGCUGGAGGAAAAGAUAAAAAUCGUCAUCAGGAAGCUUACUGCCCGACGUCACUCCCUGAAAUCCGCUUCUCUGACCCUCGAUGAGUAUACAGAGCCCGGUGCAGAUCGUGGAUAUAUGUUCAUCACCAACUGCGAGAAAGUACCAAUUCAUUUGGUACACGACAACUACAUCUACCGCUCAAAUUUACACCGACGAGGCCGAAAUAAAGAUAUCCUUUACUGGGAAUGUGCUGAUGACGGAGCGACAAAAUGUCGUGGUCGGGUUAAAAGCAUUGGAGAUGAUUUGUAUGUUCCGAACACCGAAGCAGCAAAUACCGUCGUCGAACUGGAUGACGACGAAGAGGAUGAUGUUCCGAUUCAAUCGAGAGAGGUUUUCUUCACCGUCGGCCAGCGAGGUUGCAUUUUGUUACACGUCGAUGGAUACAAGUAUGUGAAGAAUCGGAAGAGUGCCACCAAAACGUAUUGGAUCUGUGCUAAGAAGGGCAGCACGGCGUGCAGAGCAAGGGUCAUCACAUCGUCGAGCACAGAGAACGAAAAGCUACCGAAGGUUAUUCAGCGCAGUGGAACCCAUAGCCACGGAGUGCACGUUGAGCGUCGACCCCGCAACAGCAUACCGAAAUUCAACGAAGAACCGUUGGGAAGAUAUGAAGAGGAGAACAUGGACCAAAUGUACUACAUCACUGAGCUCAUUGGACCCAAUGUUAUGGGAGAAAAACUGGACAAAAAACCUAAGAUGAAACCAGUGAGAUCCUAUGGCGCAUCCAUUGCUCGAUCGCUGAACUACCAACAACAACUACAGCUGCAACAGGACAGGAAAAAUGAAUCAAACUCGGAAAAUUUUCGACCGAAACUCACUUACACAAGUGGUCGUGGAAACAACGUGCUAAUUUAUGAUGGUCAUCGAUACAUUAAGAACAACUCACAUAGUGGUAAAAUAUACUGGAAGUGCACCAAGUGGCAUAAUGGAUGCAAGGCGCGCGCUAUCACCAACGAACUGACACCGGACCGCUACAAUACAACCGUCUGUGUGCCACCCUCAAGCAUUUCAUUCUCUAACCUAGUGUUUGUAUUUUUAGCUCCGCUGACGGCCGCCCUCCUGCAUCAAUUUCAAUCGCAGCCCCUUCUUGGGCCACCGCCCCACUUCAGCUUCAAGGCAUCGCAGCGGAGCGGCCGGCAUCUGCUCGUCGUGAACGGGGUGACCUUCUUCCGGAACCGGCACCGGAACCACAAACAGUACUGGAAGUGCAACCAGUACUACAAAAGCAAAUGUCCCUGUAUCGUGGUGAUAGAUGAAAUCAACUCGCGCAUGAAUCUGAAACAUUUUCACAACCACGAGAUCGCGAGCGCAAGUCUUCCCAGCGUGGCGGCAGCUUCCUCGUUGAUCGCCGCGGGAACUCUUCUCAACGAGAGCCUUCUCGGAGGCGGCACGAGCGCGAGCGCACACUCGGGUUCGACGCUGAUGCGAGCCUCGGACACGGCUGCCCCCACGUUUGCCCAAACUGUACAGUCGAGAGUAUUUUUGAACAAAAGAGAAUAAAAUGUGUUUGAAUAGGGUAAGGCAGGAGAUAAUUUCUGUCACUUUUUGAUCUCGAAAUCCGAGAUGGAACAGGCCCAAUUUGGUUUAUCGCAGAGAGGAGCGAAGAAGCUGAUGUACUACGGCUAUGAGUAUGUCAAGGAUCGAGACUUUACUGACUCAACAAAUUGGCGUUGCUCGCUGUUUCGCAGACACAAAUGCCGGGCUCGAGCUAUCACGAAGGACGUUAAAGGCGUCACCUACGUGAGGCUCACCAAUGACGCCCACAAUCACGACAUACGUGAAUAUCGCAAAGCACCCAUUCUGAUGCUCAAACAAGAUGAACAAAUAAAGUGAACUAUUUGCUGUGAUUCGUUAUUUUCGUACCAAAUGUCUUCGUACUAAUUGAUCCAAACCGUAUCCUCAUAUCUUUCUUUUACUGACACCAUUUCUCUUCU